This is a messenger RNA of Adineta ricciae, 1206 nucleotides long. The record is from the annotation of a GenBank genome assembly. Lineage: Eukaryota; Metazoa; Rotifera; Eurotatoria; Adinetida; Adinetidae.
AUGACUUCAAAUAGAAUCCCAUUACACCGUGUUCAAGGGACACAUUACGAAUAUUCGUAUCAACUCGGUCAAUUGACACGCGAAUCAAUUCGACAACGUAUUGCAAAUGAUUUCGCCUAUUUAUCGAAAUUAUUCCAUUUUAUUCAAACCGAAUACGGACAAAAAUUGCAUCGAGGUUUCAUUGAAACCACUCGCUCCAUUUAUCCAUGGUAUUGGGACGAAAUUCGUGGAUUAGCGGAUGGAUCUCAAGUUCCACUCGAGCAGAUUGUUGUUUUGAACUUUCUAAAUGAAACCCGGACAGUUUAUCGUCUGCUUGACGAAAAGAAAAAGCUCGAAAAUGAAACAGGCGAACAAGGCUGCACAACGGUGUUAAUCAAUCGAAAAGAUACGGAGACACUAUCAUUAUUGCAUAACGAAGAUCAUUCAAGUGCACUGUAUAUGACAGGCUAUCUAGUUGAAGCUGAUAUUCAACCGAGUAAAUACGAUAAUGAUCAACGUGAUAGUCCUAAAGAGAAGUUUGUUGCUUAUUGUUAUGCUGGGUCAAUUCCAGGAAACGCAUUUGGUGUUAAUGUACAUGGUUUUGUUUGUGCAUUGAAUGGACUCUAUCCAGAUUUUGUAGUCGCCGAUCGUUUACCGCGUCAGAUUGUCAAUCGUGCAUUACUUUCCGUCAAGAAUGAAGACGAGUUAGAUAAACUACUGCAAUCAUCACCUGUUGCAUAUGGAUUUUGUAUCAAUGGUGGUUUCCUUCGUCAAAAAACACAUCUACUCAACUACGAAAUCGGUCCGAAUCUAAAUGAAAACAAUCAAAAUUACAUCAGUAAAUGUCGAAUUAUCAAUUCGGAAGGUAAGUUCAAUGACGAUUCCGACGCUCGCAAUUAUCUUGUACAUUACAAUCACUAUGAACGAUUGAAUCAUGUUAUCCGUCAACAAAAAGCACUCGAUUCCUCGUAUAGUCGGUGGAAACGUGGUAAAGAACUCGGUGAAAUCUUCACUACUGCCGAUGCCAUCAGAUUACUUGGUGAUCAUGAAAAUGAACAAUUUCCGAUAUUUCGUACUUCGAACGGAUCCGAUGUUAACUCCGUGACACUUUGCACGGUACAUAUUAAUUUCCUUACGUUACAACUUGAAAUCUAUCAACAAAAUCCUAAAGACAACAAGCAACCAUCGAUUACUUAUAAUCUACGAGAUAUAUUUUCUUCAGAAUGA